This is a messenger RNA of Penicillium oxalicum, 1251 nucleotides long. RefSeq names its product NAD(+) diphosphatase. Gene Ontology annotation, biological process: NAD+ catabolic process; NADP+ catabolic process. The coding region runs from base 1 to 1251 and encodes 416 amino acids. Gene Ontology annotation, molecular function: metal ion binding; NADH pyrophosphatase activity. The transcript has 3 exons. The record is from RefSeq and is a predicted model, not a curated record. NCBI's taxonomy places the organism in Eukaryota, Fungi, Ascomycota, Eurotiomycetes, Eurotiales, Aspergillaceae. Gene Ontology annotation, cellular component: cytosol.
AUGACUGCACCUGCUCAAAUCCCCAACCCGGCCCAUAUCCUUGCAGAGACAAUGCUAUCACGACGUUUCGGCAAAGAGACAGCUAACUACUUCUCCAGCUCACCAAUCAACCGACUGUCCUUCCUACGGAAUGACCACCCAUUUAUUUCGUCAGCGUUGAAGCACCCGUCUACCAAAUUUCUUUUGUUGAACAAGCUGGCUCCGCUCACUCGGUCUCCAGCGGAGCCAUACUACGCCAAAUAUGACGAACUGCGUGGUCUCAUUUCGCAAGACCUCUUCGACAAGACCGAGGAGGAGAUGGUGAAGGACUUUGACUCGCGCAAAACGAACCCUACCCUGAUUUUCCUUGGUCUGGACGAAAGUCGGAAGGAGAGUAGUGAUCUGAUGACGUACAAGAACUACUCAGGGCACCCUUUCUUUGCUGUCGACGUGACCCCUCAGGGAUCGGAGGCGCAUCAGAGCGCAUGCAAGGACAUCAUCAAGGCCAUGGAGGAAAAGGGUCUGUCAUUCUUCCAGACAAGAGUUAUCAUGACGUUCCCACCCGAAGAAGCCGCUAUCUACGCGCAGGCGCGUGCGCUGAUGGAUUGGAAUACGCGAAACACUUUUUGCGGUACCUGUGGCCACCGGACGCUGUCGAUCAAUGCAGGCACGAAGCGAGCCUGUCCUCCUACUGAUGCUGCACGCGCCGCCGAGGGACUCCCACAAGAUCGACCCGAAUGCAACACCCGGACUACGCUCUCCAACUUGUCCUUCCCUCGCACAGACCCCACGAUCAUUGUUGCCGUUGUCUCUGCCGAUGGCAAGCGAAUCUUACUUGGUCGCAGUAAGCGUUUCCCGCCCAAAUGGUAUUCCACCUUGGCGGGAUUCAUUGAGCCUGGAGAGUCAAUUGAGGAUGCGGUCCGGCGAGAAGUCUGGGAAGAGUCUGGUGUCACACUAUCGCGAGUGGUCAUCCACUCGUCGCAGCCUUGGCCAUAUCCCGCGAACUUGAUGAUCGGAGCGAUCGCACAGUGCAGUGACGCCGCCCAUGAGAAAAUCAGCCUCGAGCACGACCCUGAAUUGGAGGACGCCCGGUGGUUCGAGAUUGAGGAGGUUGAGGAGGCCCUGCGCAUCGGCACUAGCGACCUCAGCGCCGGCGCCGGCCCCGACUACAAGGGUGGCUUACGACUCCCCCCUGCGACAGCCAUUGCGCAUCAACUCAUUCAAGCGGCGGUCGAUGCGGACUACUUUCAGGCUGAAAAGUCAAAGAUGUAA